This is a messenger RNA of Pollicipes pollicipes, 3902 nucleotides long. RefSeq names its product adenosylhomocysteinase-like 1. Bases 223 to 1767 code for a protein of 514 amino acids. The record is from RefSeq and is a predicted model, not a curated record. NCBI's taxonomy places the organism in Eukaryota, Metazoa, Arthropoda, Thecostraca, Pollicipedomorpha, Pollicipedidae. Gene Ontology annotation, cellular component: cytosol. Gene Ontology annotation, biological process: L-methionine cycle. The transcript has 14 exons.
GUGCUUUUCCUGACACGCGUAAAACUAAGUGCGAUAGCUUAUUUUUAGCCUCUCAAAGCGCUGAGACCAAGUACAUACAAACUGAACAACAUAACCACAGGGCUCCUGACAAGUGGCUAGUGCCUACCCGUGCUAGCUAACCGAUUGACGUGUUCCUUAGCGGCCACCCAGAAGAGUGAUCUGUUGAUUUGAUAUCAUAGCUGUCAGCAUUCAGAGCGGGAGAUGUCGGACGACGCGCCCAAGCAGGUGACGUUCGAAGGGGGCCUGAAAGCUGAGGAGGAGGCCACAGUGGGCGUGUCUGCUACGGCAGCGGCGCCGCGGGAUGCUCGGGUGGCGAGCCGAAACCGGAACCGCUACCGUAGCCGCUCCCUGUCAGCGUCCUCCAACGACAGCUACAGUUCAGCCUCCUACACGGGCAGCAGCUCGGACGAGGAUGACGUCUCUCCCCGCGAAAAGACCCAGGCGGCCGCUGACGGCUUCAGCGACUUCUGCAUCAGGAACAUCCAGCAGGCGGCGUUCGGCCGGCGCGAGAUCGAGAUCGCCGAGCAAGAGAUGCCGGGGAUCAUGGCGCUGAGAAGGCGGGCGGCCGACGACAAGCCGCUCCGGGGCGCUAAGGUGGUCGGCUGCACUCACAUCAACGCCCAGACGGCGGUUCUGGUGGAGACGCUCAUCUCUCUGGGAGCCAGCGUGCGAUGGGCGGCCUGCAACAUCUACUCCACGCAAAACGAAGUCACGGCGGCUCUGGCAGAGAAGGGCAUCUCCGUGUUCGCGUGGCGCGGCGAGACAGAGGAUGACUUCUGGUGGUGCAUCGACAAGUGCAUCAACGCCGAAAACUGGCAGCCCAACAUGAUUCUGGACGACGGAGGCGACGCCACGCACCUCAUGCUUAAGAAGUUUCCGGCCAUGUUCAAACUCAUACGAGGCAUUGUCGAGGAAUCUGUGACGGGCGUGCACCGGCUGUAUCAGCUGAGCAAGCAGCAGAAGCUGUGCGUGCCGGCGAUGAACGUCAACGACUCGGUCACCAAGACAAAGUUCGACAACCUCUACUCCUGCCGCGAGAGCAUCAUUGACAGCCUGAAACGCUCCACGGACAUCAUGUUCGGCGGCAAGCAAGUGGUGGUCUGUGGCUACGGCGAGGUCGGCAAGGGCUGCUGCCAGUCGCUGAAGGGCCUCGGCUGCGUCAUCAGCGUCUGCGAGGUGGAUCCCAUCUGCGCCCUGCAGGCCUGCAUGGACGGGUUUCGCGUGGUGAAGCUCAGUGAAGUAAUCCGUCACGUUGACAUAGUGAUCUCGGCCACGGGCAACAAGAACGUCGUCACCCGCGACCACAUGGACCGCAUGAAGAACGGCGCCCUGCUCUGUAACAUGGGCCACUCCAACACGGAGAUUGACGUGAACUCGCUGCGUACGCCCGAGCUGACCUGGGAGAAGGUGCGCUCCUCGGUGGACCACAUCAUCUGGCCGGACGGCAAGCGGAUCGUGCUGCUGGCCGAGGGCCGCCUCGUCAACCUCACCUGCUCCAGCGUGCCCUCGUUCGUCGUCUCCAUCUCGGCCGCCACCCAGGCUUUGGCGCUGAUCGAGCUGUUCAACGCUCCGGCCGGCCGAUACAAGGCGGACGUCUACCUGCUGCCCAAGAAAAUGGACGAGUACGUGGCCAGUCUCCACCUGCCCUCGUUCGACGCCCACCUGACCGAGCUGACCGAGGAGCAGGCCAAGUACAUGGGCCUCAACAAGGCCGGUCCAUUCAAGCCCAACUACUACAGGUACUAACAGCCGUCGGCGACCAUCCGAGUCCGACCGCCGCCGCCGCCGCUGCCGCCGCCGCCGUGGCCUUCUCUACGACGAAGAGACUCUUAGGAGGGGCGACCCCCGGACGCGCCGGACGAGCUUCGCCUGCGGGCGCGUCGGCGGUGACGGGCGCUCGCCGCGGACGGACGGCCGGCGCCGCCAGCGGACGGGGUGACACUGUGCCUUGCGGUGGCGACGGGCGCCGGGGGCCGGCCGCACCGCACGCCCGACGCGCCGCCUGACGGUUCCGGCUCGUGACCGGCGCCGGUGCGCUGUGGGCAAAUGGGACGCGACCACGCGUAGUCUCGGCGUUUUUGGUGGUGUGAGGUGGCGUACGAAUUGUGUCUGAAGUCAGCGAAAAGAAAAGAAAAGAAAAACACCGGCGGAUCACGCUGUUUCGAGUGUGAUGUUUUAGCGAGCGUGUGUCUGCAGUCGCGUCUUUGGCUGCCGUGAGCGCUGCAGCAAUACGUCCGUGUAAACCCCGACACCAGGAUUUUAUAGUGGCCAGUGUGUGCGGGUAGAUGUUCCUUCUAGGGCGCGUGGUGCGAGGACCGGCCCCGGCCAGCAAUGGAGGACCUCCUUUCAUCUCCGACCCGGGCCGGUCGCGAAUGUCCGCAGACCAGCUGGGAUCGCACCAAGGCUGAAGCUCAACAUGUCCCGCGUCGCAGGAGCUCAGGUCUGCACUGUCUGGUGCGAGCCACCCCGCUUUACGUUGAGCGUGCGUUCCCACGCGCGGGGCUGGCCGUCCGCGUGCGGAUACGCGGGCAAACGGCGCUGGCGCUGGCGCCGACGUCGACGUCGGUGGCGGGGACUGGAAUGGCCCGCGCGGUCGGCGGCGGGGACUGGAAUGGCCCGCGCGGUCGGUGGCGGGGACUGGAAUGGCCCGCGCGGUCGGUGCCGGGGACUGGAAUGGCCCGCGCGGUCGCUCCGACCGAGGCCAUGGCGGUCGUGCUCUCUGCGUGGCGCUCGGCGGAGGGAAUGGGGGGGGGGGGGGUGCUCCCGCAACGCUGCGGUUCCCAGCGGUGCUCCCAUGCUCCCUGUUCGGUGCUCCGCGACCGAGUGUGUGGCGACCGGGCACUGUACUCCGGCGGGGCCGCCGCGCCCCUCUCCGGGUCCGAGGCUCGACGCACCGGGCGGUACCGUCGGCGAGGCUGCGAGCCUUCCGGGGCAGCUCGGCUGGCGUGGCGGCCGGCACCGCCGCAGGGGUGUCAGUGGGCAACAGGCCGGUGGGAGCGGCGCGCGGCGCCGGCGAAGGAGCGGCGUGGUGACGGGAGCUUCGGGGCAGAUUGUCAAGCCGCCCGCUGAUUUGUUCGUAAGCGCCGUCGGGCCGGCGCGACUCUCAGUUGCAGUGAUGCGAUGUUUGCUAGGCGCUUGUGACCUGCGGUCCUUCCGUCGGGAGGGCGGAGCCAGUGCCGAGUGCGUCGCUAAAGCCGUGUUGUCGUAGGUUAAGAACGCGGUGUCUAGCAAGCGCUGAUCGUGCGGGAGACGUGACGUUCAUUAGCUGUAUGCUCACGAGGACGUGAUUCCGUUCAAGGUUUUAACUUUGGGUCCCAUGUGCGGAGCGCUAUGUCGAAUCAAAACCAAUAGUAGGGCGCUGUUGGUCCUCGCACGUCGUUGUUUAGGCACCUAUGAAGUUGCUAGAACGUAAUGAGGGUAGGCCAAUUCCUGGUUACAUAGUGACAACUGGAGUCGUUGGUGGCUAGACUAACGAGCCGGAACAUGUGACUGUGUCGCUAUGCAUUUGCCCCCUGUUGCCUGAAGGUCUUUGCGAACAUUGGUGCUCGCCUCUACACGGCAGCACACAAACCACGCAUAUUUAUUUCACAUUCCGACAGCGUUGCUCCGUUUCCUCUCGACAACUGUCUGUGCUUUCCAGCUGCGCGUGGACCGAGGCGCCGGCCCGAGCCGGGUAUCGGGGCACUGGCGGCGUCUCGGCGCCACUGGCGGCCGGUGGUGGGUCUUUGAUAUCGAUCGUCACGUGAUAGACAGCUCCAGUUGGAUGACGAGCCUGCCGCUGGGGCGCUGUAGGCCCGGCACCGACGCGGCGCGCCUGCGUGCGUGCCCAGAGGUGCCGCGCGGCCCUGCAGAUGUCAACAAAUAUAUGAAGUCCCGUUGGC